CAAAGUUUAACUUUUCGUUUUUAAUUAACUGCAGCGCUUUUCUCUUUUCUAUCAAUUCGCAGCACAGCAAACAGAAAACGGCAGAACCAUGCAACCGGAAGCAACUGUCCGCUUCUCGUAACUCCAUCGAUGCAUCUGCCAGCGAGGACCGCUUCAUCGAGAUACCAGUGCCACCGAAUGGAGACAGUGCUUCGUCCAUAUCGUGCAGUGCUGAUUUACAAGAAGUUGACAAACCAACCUCACCGGAAGAUGAGGCCACCAGUGUCAAACAGAAAGUCAAGGCCAAAGUGCGCCAACAGCGUGAAAACAGUUUGAAGAACACAUUCGGCUGGACCCGAAUCGAUGUCCUGACCAUGCUGGUGGUGUGCAUCUUUCUGGCUUCGUUCUGCUUCUCAGCCGUGGUGGAAGCGCUGCAAACCUUGUCCCACAUCCACCACCAGGACGCGAUGCACUAUCCCAUUCCGGUUCUCAUACUCGGUGCCAUGGGACUCAUCCUGAAUGGGUUCUGCUAUUUGCUCAUCGGGGGCUACACGUACCACCAGGGAAGCUUCCUGUACAUCACUUCCAGCGGAACGGUGAUACUGGAUCGGGUCGUCACCGGAGACGGCAUCCGGAAGGGCGAGCGUCGGCUGUCGGGGUCACGACGACACGUGGCUGCUGCAGCUGCUGGUUCUCCAAAGCGACAGAGCGUGCGAGAACUGAUGCGAGAUAUCUGUAAAUUUUGCCAUGAAUACACUGAUACAGGCGCAUAAUAAGUAUCAAAUUUUGAAAAACUCU
Molecule: messenger RNA, 777 nt
Organism: Aedes aegypti (yellow fever mosquito)
Lineage: Eukaryota; Metazoa; Arthropoda; Insecta; Diptera; Culicidae
Exons: 2
Coding region: 354-752 (132 amino acids)
Biological process (GO): zinc ion transmembrane transport; detoxification of zinc ion; intracellular zinc ion homeostasis
Molecular function (GO): zinc ion transmembrane transporter activity
Source: RefSeq, a predicted model, not a curated record